Paralichthys olivaceus (Japanese flounder) is the source of this 3520-nucleotide messenger RNA. It is a transcript of the gene mdfic, whose product is annotated as MyoD family inhibitor domain containing. NCBI's taxonomy places the organism in Eukaryota, Metazoa, Chordata, Actinopteri, Pleuronectiformes, Paralichthyidae. The record is from RefSeq and is a predicted model, not a curated record.
AAAAAAAAGAAAAACCUACCGCCACUGAAACGUCGAGCACGUCGAGAGGAUUUAUUGUGGAUUUGUAAAACUUUUUAAAACAGGGAGACAAAGUGCGGACGAACCAGGAGCGACACAAACUAACAGGGGGAGCGGAGUUAAGAGAAGUUUGUCGCUUUCUCCAAGUUUGUCAGUUUUUCCAGAAGGAGCUGGAGGAAGGAAGGAUGAGAACAGACGUGAAGUGAAGGGAGUUGACAUGUUUGAAAGCCCGAGCUGCUGCUGAGGAGAUGAGACGUUGAGACACACGGCUCCUUCUUCUUCGUCUUCUUCUUCUGCUGCGUGUGUCCCCCACAAAGACACGACUGUCUCAUGUCCAAGGAGACCGUCCUUCCUCCGGAUGUGCCAGGGCCAGACAAGGGCCCCCAGCAAGAGACCAGUACUCUGCUGUCAGCCUCUCACGAUGCUCGUGACAGCGAAUCGUCAGGAAGAACGCCAUCUCCCAGGAAACCAGUCGCCAAAGGACGAAGUCACGUGACGGAUGAGCGGCCUAAUUACUGCGAGCCCGUAAGAACUCAACCUCACUCUGAGUCUCGACCUGUGCCAUUGGAUCCGACCGAGGGAGACGCCGUCAAGGACCAAAAUGGCCUUCCCCACAAUGGCACUGGCACGGCUGCACUGAGUAACGGCAGAGGAAUCCACCCUGGCAUCGGUGGGGCCACACGCACGUGCACUUGCACUUGCGGUGCCAACGUCAGCACGGGCGCAGAGGGUGGCUCAGGCCCGAGCACAAGAGCGACGGAGCGGCCGAUGACAGAGCAGCCCAGGAAGCAGCCGUCCACACCGGUGUCGCAGAGGAUGCAGAGGAAAUUAAGGUCCAGCUUGUCGGUCAACAGUGACAGCAGCAGACGCAGUAAAGGCAGUUCCACUGGGUCGCAGAGAGCUCCGCUUCCAGAGGACUGCUGUGUCCACUGCAUCCUUGCCUGCCUGUUCUGCGAGUUCCUGACGCUGUGCAACAUGGUGGUGGCGCAGGCCUCGUGUGGCGCAUGUACGUCAGAGGCCUGCUGUUGCUGCUGCUGCACCGACGACCUGGGCGACGACUGCAACUGCCCCUGUGACAUGGACUGCGGCAUCAUGGAUGCCUGCUGCGAGUCCUCGGACUGCCUGGAAAUCUGUAUGGAGUGCUGCGGCAUCUGCUUCCCCACAUAGGGAGGAGGCCGGCACUGCUGCGCACCACGGUGACUCUGCAGGGGAUAACUGGACCCCGGCAAAGAAAAUAUGGAAGGAUGCUGCUGUCACUUUAAAUUCAGCAACAACAGAGGGAAUAAGUGUGUGUGAAUGUGUGUGGUGUUUUUUUGUGAAAUAAUGAGUGAUGUUGAGUGUGUGAAAUAAAUUGAGGUGGCUGAGUAAAACGUCGUAAGAUGUAUUGACACUGGGCUCCUCCAUCAAAACCAGCAUAGCAGGGGCUAGAAGUAACUCCAGAUAUAUGAACAUGUCAUUUAAAUCUUUAGUUUAUAGUUUAAAUUUGUUUCUGUUAAUUAUUCUAUUCUUAGCGACAAAAACAAGUAUUAUCACAGAUUUUAUUGUUACAUCAGGAAUGCUGUUUGUAUCUUAUCUUGCCUUUUUUUGGGUUCAUUUCCAUUACCAAUACUUCUGUGUUUUUUAAUGCUCAGGAACUGAGGUUGCAGUCUUAGUUCUGUACAACACUGUAAAAAUUAGAGAUGUUCCGAUACCCUCAUCAGAAAUUCUUACGAUGCGGUCAUUGGCGAGUCUGCAAAUCGAUUUUAUGAUCCAAUACAAGUCUUUAAAGUAGAUUAUUUCCACCCUGAUAAAACUGCAAUUUUCUUAUCCCGAAAAUCACUUCUUAAUUCCAAAACAGCAGUCGCCCCAGACUGCCACUGGCAAGUACUGUUUUUAGAGGGUAAAGUGUCUGUGUGUAUGUGGAAUGCAUACCCCAUGAACUGUUCAUCUAAUUGGCCUCACACACAAACUGUGUUUACUAAAUUACAAGAGAAAGUGCAGAGUUUGGUGCGAUUUGGACUUGUUGUACCUUCAAAAAUAAUGAAAUGGAUAUAAACAGGCAGACAGCACUAUGUAGCAGUGUUAGGAGAUAUUUCUUUUGUUGCUACUGUGCUUUAUAAUAAGCUGAAAUAAGCUUUUAUUUUGAGCUGUGAAAUUUGGUCUGAAGAUUGUGUUGAUUGGUUUACAGACCUGUUAUAUAACAGAGAUGCAAUGACUAGUUCUGGAGUAGGAGCACUACUCUAUUUUUUUUUUAAAUGCACCGUUCUCAGAUUGGUACUCUGUAACGGCAGAUGUGCAAAGUCAGAAUCGGUAUAGGGAUCAAUUAAGUGAAAUGGUAUCGGAACAUCUCUAGUAAAAAUGUUUAUGUGACAGAUCAUACACUCUUAGAUGCAUACUGUAUUUUGCAACACACCUUCACUUACACACAGUCUGACUGUGGCACUGUAGAACAAUUGAAACUGGUGAAAUAUGGCAGAUAAGCACAUCAUGUCAUCUGGAUAAGGAACGUUGUAGAUACCAAAUGCUUCAUACUGUCAUGAAGACAGAAAUAAACUGCACAAAAUUGCUGAUAAUUGUAAUGUUACAAAAGUACUGGAAUGUCUAUGGCCAACCUCUUGAUUUGGCACUAUUUGAAUCCUUGGGUUUACUGGAAAAUACAGUGCUCAUCCUCACGUGUUUAGUACAAAAGCGUCUGACCAGCUCACUGUACAGUUUCCUGCCAGAUAAACAACAUCUGCAGCUUAUGUCUUCAUUCCUUUGAACGUCAUCCUCCGCCAUUAGCCAUCGACGAUAAUGCUUUGUCAGUCGCCUAUGGUACAAGCCUCCUCUUGCGAUGCUGCUUUACAUACAUACUGUGUAAGUGUGACUGGUUGAACUACGCUCCCUGCUCACGAGGGGCGUGAUAAGGAAUUAAGAAAUGGCGACCCUGGUUGCCAUAUAAGCGGCUUUCCGGGGAAUCAAGCCCAGUGACUCACUAUACAAAAAAAGGAAUCAUGAACUGUCACAUUGAAAUCGUAAACUAAUGCAGGGUAAAGGCAGUUUUCUUCUCGUUUUUCCCCCCUUCUCUCUAUCUCUGUUCCUUAAUUCUGUGUAUUCGGAGAUGAGGUUGUGGUGUGAAUCACCAGUGGAGUCAGUUCCUUGUCGAGCAGAUGUGCUUUGAUGGUGUUUAAGCGAUGAUGCUUAAUGCUGGCCCUUCAUUAGCACCGCUCGAUAACAAUAAAAAAGGACGUCCCUUCGUAGAGCCAACAAAGAUGAUGUGCUGCCAUGUGCGGUUCGUCAUGGGCUGAAGAGUCAAGAAAACACCAUACACAUAAUGUGAAGAAUUUAUCUAAAAAAAGAAACAUGUAGCUACAGUACUUGUCCUCCAAUACUAUACUGUUGUUUUUUUAAAUUCUGUGCUUUACACUUGAUCCUUCUCAUUUUCAUUUCGAUGCAUCGUUUCCCACAUUGGAGUUCACAAGUCGUUAUAUUUGUUUUGUAUAUUAUCUUCAAUUCCACAGAGACGUUUUUAAAAAAUAAAACA